Molecule: messenger RNA, 294 nt
Organism: Paramecium primaurelia
Lineage: Eukaryota; Ciliophora; Oligohymenophorea; Peniculida; Parameciidae
Source: the annotation of a GenBank genome assembly
AUGGUUGAAGUAUAUAUAAUAUAAAUAAAGAUUAGAUAAAUGCAUUUAAAAAGGAGUUACCUAAAGUAGAGAUGGAUAAUAGGAUCAAAGAGCAUAUCAAGCUUAUGAAUGAUGAUGAGGAAAGUAAAUUGGUUAAAGCAUAGAAAACUAUACAAAAAUAUGAAAAAGAUGUUGAAGACCUUAAUUAGUAUGUAACUUAAAAAAUCAUAGAUAAAUAGAUUAUAUUUAAAAAUAAGAUGCUAUACAAAAGAGAAGGAUAAAUCAAUUAGAAACCUGAACUAUCUUAAUCAAUGA